AUGGACAAUGGAAUAAGCUUAGAUUUAGAUAUAGACGCUUGUUUGACAAAUUCAAGUGUGAGCACUAUUGCUAGAUUUGUUCUUUCAGGUUUAUUUUCAAAUAAUUCGGAAAUUCAAAAGAAUGUUAUUGAAACAUGUUUCGAUGUUAAUGCUGUUUUUGAAAAUCCAAUGAUACUAGUUGAAUCACGAGACAAAAUUAUCAAUCAAUUCCUCCUGCUUUCAACAUUCUUUCAUUCCAUAACACCGGAAAUACAUUCAGUUACUAGCAAAAAGACAGAAGAAAAUCAUCAUUUAGUUUGUAUUGACUCUUUGAUUAAAUAUCGUCUUCCGCUCCCCUGUUUACGCUCGAAUGAUAUUACUCAACGUGUAAUCACAAAGUUUGAAUUUAAUGAACAACAAAAGAUCGUGAGGUAUGAAGAUAUUUGGAGUUUAAAGGAUAUGGUGGAAUCUUUACCAAUUAUUGGAUGGAUUUAUACAAGGAUGGCAAGGAAACUCAAUGGGAUG
This is a messenger RNA of Funneliformis caledonium, 504 nucleotides long. The record is from the annotation of a GenBank genome assembly. NCBI's taxonomy places the organism in Eukaryota, Fungi, Glomeromycota, Glomeromycetes, Glomerales, Glomeraceae.